Molecule: messenger RNA, 2006 nt
Organism: Trichobilharzia regenti
Lineage: Eukaryota; Metazoa; Platyhelminthes; Trematoda; Strigeidida; Schistosomatidae
Source: the annotation of a GenBank genome assembly
UCACUUGAAUAUUGUACAUUGAAGUUAGAGGGGAUUUGAAUUUGACUUUCACAACACGUUCAAUUUAUUUUGGAUGUUUCGGUUCUAUUUCCUAAUGUAUAGGAUACAUGUGUAUGGGAUUUUAUAUAAUCAAUGACCACUUCAUAUUCAGGAGUGAAACUUUCCUCUAUCAAUGGACAUCUAAUAUGUGGAUUAUGCGGUGGAUACUUAAUAGAUGCAACCGUUCUAACUGAAUGCAUUCAUGUGUUCUGUAGAAGCUGCAUUCUUAAGUACUUAUCAGAGAACAAGAUUUGUCCGUUAUGCCAAAGCCUAGUGCAGGAGACGAGACCUGGUCAAGCUCUCCGUCCAGAUGUUGCAUUACAACGCAUUGUAUAUAAAUUAGUUCCGGGUUUGCUGAAGACUGAAAUGAAAAGAAUUUCAGAAUUUAAGGAAUUAUAUUCAACGGACUCUUUGUGCGUCGAUACCAUCUUGUCUGGCAAUGAAGUUAUGUUCGGCACUGCAAAUGCAGGCGGUACUUCUAAUUAUUCUACCUCAUCAGGUCUUCGUCCUGCUCCUCUGCCUACAGCUCUCGCUACUCGAUCGCUUUCUAAAACCCCGUGUGCACUUGUUUCGUCAAUGCAAACAUCACGGACUAUUGUUUCUAAUCGUCUACCAAGUUCAGCUGCAUUUCUACUGGAAGAUGAUGAAUUUGUCAGUUUGUCUUUAACACAUUUAACAAGUCUACCUUCUUAUUCUAAAGUCUCCGAAUCUUUUAUUUAUAAACGUCCCAGUCAGCCUGAUCAUGCUAAAACAACUGCCUCACAACUACUUGAAUCUAGUCACUCCCAGUCAUCAUUAUCAUCUUCAUCAACACUUCGAUUUACAAAUUCAAUUUAUCUUUUAUGCCCAGCUGUUGUCACUGUGGCUAAUCUUCAUCACUUGUUAUUAUCAAAAUAUCAACUUGAUCCGGCUAGACAAAUUGUCGACUUAUAUCUUGACGGUGAGUGUUUAGAACCAUCGCAUAGUCUUCGUGAAGUAGCCUUUCUUUACUCCUUUCCUACUCGAAAUCAAUGUAUGUGCCUACAAUUUGUUUUCACUGAUGCAUGUACAGCUUGGUGGGGUACACCAAUGCCCUAUCUUGAACGCCUACAACCCAAGCGGACGACAUCUUUCAAAGAUCAUUAUACUGAUUCGAAUUCGAUAAAUAUUUGUCUUUCUAGCUUGAAUCAUGCGACUACUAAAGUGUGUGAAACUUCGAAUAAGCAAAGGAAGAGAGCUUCGUUUUGAGGAUGCAUUUAUAAAAACUGAAGUGCAUUGUAAUUAUAUAUAUAAACCUGUAAAUAUUUCCCCUUAUCUCCUCGUGCAUUUUUAUAUGUAAUGUAUACCCGAUACGCGUUUGUAAUCAGGUAACGAUUACGUAAUUCUCCACAUUUUUUGUUGUUGUUGCCGUGGUGACUCUAUAAAGGCUUCUCAUCUUUAUUUUUAUCUCCGCCUCCUCUGAAUUUCGUAGUGUUCAGCAGUUUCACUUUGAUAAUUACCUGUUUAUAUGUGUACAUAUAUAUUAUCUAUUUUUUACCAGACCAUUAUUGUGUUGAAGAAGCGACAAUAAUAAUAAUAAUAAAUGCCAACUAGAUGAGUAUUAGUUAACUGUGUUUACGACGCGCUUCUUUUAUACACACACACACACAUUGAUGAAAAGAGCUUAAUUUCAAUGAGUAUUUUUCAGACUCAAAUUUGUUUUUCUCCAAUUAUGAUGAUUAUUAUUAUUUUUUUCUUGCUGAGUAUCACUGCUCCUGUUGUCUUUCAUUUUUUGCUGGUCAACAUUAUAUUUGGUAGUUAGUCAAUGCGAUCAAGUUUCUUAACAGUUUAUCUGUAUGUAUAUAUUGCACACACGAACACACACGUUUAAAAUUUGUUUUUCUUUUCUGUCUCUGACUCUAGAGGAGAUAUACUUAAGCAUAUAUAUGUGUGCACACAUAUAUUUCUGUAAAACUGAAAUCUUGAAAUAUAUAUAUAUUUUAGUAGAC